Beta vulgaris subsp. vulgaris (sugar beet) is the source of this 813-nucleotide messenger RNA. RefSeq lists its product as uncharacterized. Bases 1 to 813 code for a protein of 270 amino acids. NCBI's taxonomy places the organism in Eukaryota, Viridiplantae, Streptophyta, Magnoliopsida, Caryophyllales, Amaranthaceae. The record is from RefSeq and is a predicted model, not a curated record. The transcript is spliced from 2 exons.
AUGAGAUUUGCACCUGAAGUAGUACCCACUGAGGCUCUUAAGGCUCAAAGAUUUGAGCAAGGCUUGACCCUAUCUUUGCAAGGAAAGCUCGGAGGAGCCACCUUUAGCACCCUUGAUGAGGUUUAUGGGAGAGAUGCCCACUUGUAUGGGAUUAGAGGGAAGGAACAAGAGGGAAACUCUUCAGGAGAAAAGAGGAAAGGGAAUGGCAACCACUCGAACCACGGGAAUGAGAAAAAGUUUAAGGGAGGAAGCGAAAGAAGAGAUGGAAGAAACCUUGGGGCUAGGACCAAUGAUCAGACUUCAAGGAAUCAAUCAGGCGGAGAGAGCCCCAAAAGGGUGUUCCAUUGUAAGAAGUGUAAUAAGAACCACCCAGGAAAAGACUGUGAAGGGAAGCUAGUGACUUGUAGGUAUUGCCAAAAGCUAGGUCAUCGUGAGUAUGAAUGUUACUGGAAAUCUGAAGGAAAACCACUUAUUCUUGCCCAGGAUAACAAGACCAUAGCUUCUAACCCGUCAAACCCUACUCAACAAUCUGGGAGUGCUAAGCCAGGAAACGGGAAUGGAAAUAGUCAGACCAAGGGGCUUCUAUUUGAUUCAGCAGCAUCACAUUCAUUCAUGACUAGGACCCUAGCUGAACGUCUAGGACUAGUCAGUCUCGAAUACAUUUCUGUCAGUUUUGCAUUACCAUCAGGAGAAGAAUUGCAUUGUUCUAAGUUGUAUAGGCAGGUACCUCUACUUAUAGCAGGAAUAGAAUUCCCGUCUGACUUGAUUGAGUAUGAGAUGAAAGACCUAGAUGUCAUCCUUGGGAUGGAUUAG